AUGGCGUCCGACGGCAGUGCAAGUUCCGCGUCCACCGCGCCCAAAUCGAAGCAGGAACGCAUUCGUGACAACCAACGACGCAGUCGAGCCCGUCGGCAGGAGUACCUCGCUGAUCUCGAGAGAAGGGUGAAAGAGUGCCAUAUCAACUGUCGCGAGGCCGAGCUGCAGCGCUCUGCAUUCGCCCAUCUCCAGGUCGAAAAUGCCCGUUUGCGAGAUAUUUUAAAGGCCGCCGGCAUCAAUCCUGAUCUGGUCGAUGGAUUUGGCCGCCACAGUGAGGCAGCAGCACAGGCGGCUGCGCACCGUCACAUUAGACCCAAAUUCCAGCCAGCGUUCCCAGGCGAACAACCAGACACCACGAAUGCAAUGACACAGGCAUCGAGUCCCGGCCAGUGCUGCCCUCCGACCUUGACUUCCUCGCAGCUUUGCGCAUCGGCUCCCGCCUUGCCCAUGGAUGCUCCCGGCGCGUUUGGCAACCAGCAGGCGGUGCCGUUCAUGGCUGCUCCGACCACCGACGCGAUGGAUCUGUCCCUGACCGCUGAUAUCUCGCCCACCCUGGAGGGCUGGACCCUGCGGCCGGAUGACAAGGAGUCCAUGGAAAUCCCCUUUUGUUGCGAUACCUUUCUCAUGCCGUCCGAAGGACCACCGCUGGUGGACGACGGAAAUACUAUCCAAUGCUCUGUAGCCAAAAAGAUGAUUGAUCAAUAUCACCCUACGCCGACAGAGAUGGAGGAGAUCAGAGCCCGACUUGCCGCGGGAUUCGCUCUACCACGGCCUUCCGAACCCGGCUGUCGGGUGAAUACACAGCUCCUUUUCGACGUCCUGCAGGACAUGAACUCACGCGAGCUAUAUGGCUGA
Molecule: messenger RNA, 855 nt
Organism: Cladophialophora carrionii CBS 160.54
Lineage: Eukaryota; Fungi; Ascomycota; Eurotiomycetes; Chaetothyriales; Herpotrichiellaceae
Exons: 1
Coding region: 1-855 (284 amino acids)
Source: RefSeq, a predicted model, not a curated record